This is a messenger RNA of Cotesia congregata, 1914 nucleotides long. The record is from the annotation of a GenBank genome assembly. NCBI's taxonomy places the organism in Eukaryota, Metazoa, Arthropoda, Insecta, Hymenoptera, Braconidae.
AUGCAGCUGAUUAAAGUUAUUUUAUGCUGCUUUUGCGUAUUUACUGGUCACUUUUCGAAUGGAAACAGCAUUCACAGUUCAAAAAUCAAAUCACACCUUAUCAAUCAUACGAUGGAAUUGAUUGAUAGAGUUUUUUCAAAUAAUUCUUACCCACUGAUAAUAUCUUCUGACUUAGUUGAUGACCAAGUGGCAAGCGGGAGUAUUGACAAUGGAAGACCGCUGAUUGUCAUACAUGGUGAUCAGAGACGGAAUCAAAUCGAAGGGUAUCUUCCCAGCUAUCCUACAUAUAUCCUUAGAUUUGAAUCUCUGGAGAAACUGAUACAACUCAUCUUUGAGUUCAUGGGCUCAACAAUCUGGAACAUAAAGUCACCAAUGUUCAUUCUCGACAUUUCUGAAGGGACGCAUGAUAAAAACGCUUUUAUGGUUCUCUCAUUCCUUGGAAGGCUCGAUAUUUUAAUAUCAUACUAUAUGUGUUAUGAUGAUAAAAAAGAUUCAACCAUGGUCUACACUCUGAAUCCUUACACACAAUACGCUCCGCCACCUUGGAAUCAAGUUAAAUUUGCAAAUGCCAAUAGUAGUAGUAAAACAAAGUUCACACUAUACAGAUUGCAUUAUCCAAAAGAUUUGAAGAACAACUAUAAAAAUAUUCAUUUUGAUAAAACUCAGUAUUUGGGUGGUCAUGAAAUAAAAUUAAUGGCUCCUAUCAUUCAAAUAAAUGAACCCGAACAGUACAAGCAGAGACAUAUUAUUGAGCUCAUGAAAUCUAUUGACAAGAUCAAAGACGUCGUAUUGACUUCAUUACCUGAUUAUAUGAAAGUAACAGUAUCAUUUCAUAUCUCCGAAAUAAGUAAUGAUUCUAAGAUAAUAGGAUACGGUUAUGACGAAAAACUUUUAAAUCGUCGGUACGAUGCGAAAAACGUCAUGAAUCAAUUAGCUGACACAAAUCCUAGAUUGACUGAUUUUGUGACACAGUAUGAUGAAAACCAGUAUUCAAUUCUGACGAAGAAAACAGAUUAUUUGACGGCACUCACCGAAGUCCAAAUAAAUCUUCAGUUCAUCCUCAUCACACUCUUGGUGUUGUUCUUGAUUGCAGUAAUCAUAAUCAUGAGUAAUAAUUUUAACGUAGGCAGAGGAAUCAUGGACAUUGUGAGCAUGUCACUGAACAUGGGGAUAAUAUCUCCAAUGGGACGUCUUUCGAUGAAGAUCAUUUAUUUUUUCGGAUUUUUAUUCAUUUUUGUGGUGAUGCCCGAAUUCCAAGGACAAAUAUCGGCCAUUCUAUCCCAACCUGCAAGACGCAAUGUCGAAACCCUAAAGGACUUAUUAGACAACAAAUACCACGUGUUUUAUAGUCCGUUAUUGGAAAGAGACAUGAUUAAUGAAAAAUUAUGGGUGACCGAAGCGGACCAGAAAUACUUGCAUCAAUUGAAUUCUCUUGAUCUGAAAAAAUGUGCGAAAGAAGCCCAACAAAUUGACUUGACUAUAAAGCAACUCAGUAAUGUCUUAGAGCUUCAAAAUCUUUACGUAUCAAAGGAAAUCACGUUCAAGAAAUAUUUUGUGUUUCGGACAAAAAAGAACUGGGCGCUGAAGGACAAAAUUGAUGAAGUCCGUUCAAUACCGGUGGAAACAGGAUUAAUUUACCAUCACGGUGAAGAGAUAAUAAAAAACCUAUGGAAAAAAAUAGAGAAGAUGGAGAAAAUCAAAGAAGCUGAAAACUAUGAACGGAUCGACUUUGAGAACUUGGUGUUUUAUGUAAUUGUGUUUGCAGCUACUUUGCUGUGGAGCUUGGUCAUUUUUGGAAUUGAGCUUCUUGUCUCCCACAUUCACUUGAAAUAUCAAAGACAAGAAAAGGAGCGACGACAAUUCAUUGAGAGAUUGAGAGCACAACCACGGAUUAUUUUACCCCAAGUCGAAUAG